CAUCGCGUAGCGUAAAAAGUGGGAAGUUCGCUUGACAGAGCUUUCGUGGAAAAGAGGUGAUUUUAAUGAGGUUUUUUCACGGCAAUUGAGAGUAUAUUUUGACUAAUUUUCGUGCAAUUUUACUGAAAAUCCAAGAACAAAUUAUACAUAGAGAUGUCCAGCACACAUAAACAUCGGUACAAGAAUGUUGGCAUGGACUCGUCGGAACUGCGCCGUCGGCGAGAGGAAGAGGGCAUCCAGAUUCGCAAGCAGAAGCGGGAGCAGCAGCUGAUCAAGAGGCGGAACGUGCAAAUGCCCCAUGUAAUCGACGACGCGUCGCUGCCCAGCGCCGAGAUGCCCGUGAGCAGCUUCGAGGGUAACACACUGGUGAAGAAGGAAAUGGUGAUGGCGCUGUACAGUGACAGUGAGCAGGAGCAAUUGGCGGCCACGCAAAAGUUCCGGAAGCUUCUCUCGCGUGAGCCCAAUCCACCCAUUGACGAUGUCAUCCAGACGGGCAUCGUGCCGCGCUUCGUGGAGUUUCUCAAGAAUGAGAAGAACAGCACGCUGCAGUUUGAGGCGGCGUGGGCGCUCACCAACAUCGCCUCCGGCACGUCCCAGCAGACGCGGAUCGUGAUCGAGGCGGGCGCCGUACCCAUAUUCAUCCGCCUCCUCUCGAGCCCGUUCGAGGAUGUGCAGGAGCAGGCUGUGUGGGCGCUGGGAAACAUCGCGGGCGACUCCUCAGAAUGCCGUGACCAUGUUCUGGAAUCGGACGUGCUCACGCCGCUUCUGCACGUGCUCAGCACGUCCAAUCGCCUCACGAUGAUCAAGAAUGCCGUGUGGACACUGUCGAAUCUCUGUCGAGGCAAGAAUCCACCGCCGGACUUUGCCAAAGUCUCCAAAGCUCUUCCGGCACUGGCGCGCAUCAUUUACCAUGUGGACCCGGAUGUCCUCAGCGAUGCCUGUUGGGCCAUCAGCUACUUGAGCGAUGGACCCAACGAUCGCAUCCAGGCUGUCAUCGAUUCGAAUGUCUGCAGGCGACUCGUGGAGCUCCUCAUGCACAAUGAGCAGGGCGUCGUGUCGGCAGCACUGAGAACUGUGGGCAAUAUUGUGACGGGUGAUGAUGUGCAGACGCAACUGAUCCUCAACUGUGGUGUUCUGCCGUGCCUCGUGAGCUUGCUCAUGUCGAGCAAGGAUUCUAUACGCAAGGAGGCAUGUUGGACAGUGUCUAACAUCACGGCGGGCAACAGACAGCAAAUUCAGGCGGUGAUCGACAUGAAGAUCUUCCCAAUUCUCAUCGAUAUACUGCAAAAGGCGGAGUUUAAGACGAAAAAGGAGGUCGCCUGGGCCAUCACGAAUGCAACGACAGGAGGAACACCGGAGCAAAUCAAAUACUUUGUCGUGAUUGGAUGUAUUCCACCACUCUGUGACCUACUGACCGUGGCAGAUCCGAAGAUUGUUCAGGUGGCCCUCAAUGGACUGGAGAAUAUUCUCAAAGCGGGCGAUCAACGCAAUACUAAGCCCAAUCCGUACGCUGUUGCCAUUGAGGAGUGCUAUGGCUUGGACAAGAUUGAGUUUCUUCAGUCGCACCAGAACAUUGAAAUCUACCAAAAGGCCUUUGACAUCAUCGAACACUACUUUGGCAGCGAAGAGGAGGACGCCCGCGUGGCACCGUCGACGGAGAACAAUCAAUAUCAAUUCAAUCCAGACCAAUCUGUGCCAACUGGAGGCUACCAGUUCUAACACCCAAACAGCACUGACGAGGACGGUGGAAUUGAUGACACAGGAAGGGAUAUUUAGACAAAAAAUACGCCCCAGACUCUCUUCUUCAGGAUAGCGAAGAGCCAAGAGAAAAUAGCCUCCCAAUUGAGAUAAACUAUCAAAAGGAGAAUAAAACAAUGAUGAUGAUAAACAUUAUUUAACUAUCAAUUAAAUUAAUAAUCUAGCAAAAAAAGGGAUGAACUUUAACCCGAGUCAAUCGUGAAAGAGCAUAGAAGCGACACACAAACACAUGAAAUUUCCAGUGUAGAAAAAAGGAAAAGAAAUUUGUUGUGAACAAAUUAACUUUAAAGAAAAGAAAAGAAAAGAGAUACACAGCAUUACAAAGAGAU
This is a messenger RNA of Phlebotomus argentipes, 2087 nucleotides long. It is a transcript of the gene Kap-alpha1, whose product is annotated as importin subunit alpha-7. The transcript is spliced from 5 exons. The coding region runs from base 154 to 1719 and encodes 521 amino acids. Lineage: Eukaryota; Metazoa; Arthropoda; Insecta; Diptera; Psychodidae. Gene Ontology annotation, molecular function: nuclear import signal receptor activity; protein binding. Gene Ontology annotation, biological process: NLS-bearing protein import into nucleus. The record is from RefSeq and is a predicted model, not a curated record. Gene Ontology annotation, cellular component: nucleus; nucleoplasm; cytoplasm.